Molecule: messenger RNA, 1373 nt
Organism: Rattus norvegicus (Norway rat)
Lineage: Eukaryota; Metazoa; Chordata; Mammalia; Rodentia; Muridae
Gene: Ctsl
Product: cathepsin L
Biological process (GO): proteolysis
Cellular component (GO): extracellular region; apical plasma membrane; lysosome
Molecular function (GO): cysteine-type peptidase activity; cysteine-type endopeptidase activity
Source: RefSeq, marked provisional
CCUCGGCGACCUCCGGGGAUCCGAGUUUGCAGACUACGUGUGUGCGCAGCUAGCCACCUCAGGUGUUUGAACCAUGACCCCUUUACUCCUCCUGGCUGUCCUCUGCUUGGGAACAGCCUUAGCCACUCCAAAAUUUGAUCAAACGUUUAAUGCACAGUGGCACCAGUGGAAGUCCACACACAGAAGACUGUAUGGCACGAAUGAGGAAGAGUGGAGGAGAGCAGUGUGGGAGAAGAACAUGAGGAUGAUCCAGCUACACAAUGGGGAGUACAGCAACGGGAAGCACGGCUUUACCAUGGAGAUGAACGCCUUCGGUGACAUGACCAAUGAGGAAUUCAGGCAGAUAGUGAAUGGCUAUCGCCACCAGAAGCACAAGAAGGGAAGGUUAUUUCAGGAACCUCUGAUGCUGCAGAUCCCCAAGACUGUGGACUGGAGAGAAAAGGGUUGUGUGACUCCUGUGAAGAAUCAGGGCCAGUGUGGUUCUUGCUGGGCUUUUAGCGCAUCGGGUUGCCUAGAAGGACAGAUGUUCCUUAAGACUGGCAAACUGAUCUCACUGAGUGAACAGAACCUUGUGGACUGUUCUCACGAUCAAGGCAAUCAGGGCUGUAAUGGAGGCCUGAUGGAUUUUGCUUUCCAGUACAUUAAGGAAAAUGGAGGUCUGGACUCAGAGGAGUCUUAUCCCUAUGAAGCAAAGGAUGGAUCUUGUAAAUACAGAGCUGAGUAUGCUGUGGCUAACGACACAGGGUUUGUGGAUAUCCCUCAGCAAGAGAAAGCCCUCAUGAAGGCUGUAGCGACGGUGGGGCCUAUUUCUGUUGCCAUGGAUGCAAGCCAUCCGUCUCUCCAGUUCUAUAGUUCAGGUAUCUACUAUGAACCCAACUGUAGCAGCAAGGACCUCGACCAUGGGGUUCUGGUGGUUGGCUAUGGUUAUGAAGGAACAGAUUCAAAUAAGGAUAAAUACUGGCUUGUCAAAAACAGCUGGGGUAAAGAAUGGGGUAUGGAUGGCUACAUCAAAAUAGCCAAAGACCGGAACAACCACUGCGGACUUGCCACCGCAGCCAGCUAUCCUAUCGUGAAUUGAUGGACAGCGAUAAUAAGGACUUACGGACACUACAUCCGAAGGAGUUCAUCUUAAAACUGACCAAACCCGUCUCUGAGUGAGACCAUGGUACUUGAAUCGUUCAGGAUCCAAGUCACGAUUUAAAUUCUGUUGACAUUUUUACAUGGGUUAAAUGUUACCACUACUUAAAACUCCUGUUAUAAACAGCUUUAUAAUAUUGGACACUUAAUGCUUAAUUCUGAUUCUGGAAUAUUUGUUUUAUAAAAGUUGUAUAAAACUUUCUUUACCUUUUAAAAAUAAAUUUUAGCUCAGUGCA